Epithele typhae is the source of this 426-nucleotide messenger RNA. RefSeq names its product NDUFA12-domain-containing protein. The record is from RefSeq and is a predicted model, not a curated record. Lineage: Eukaryota; Fungi; Basidiomycota; Agaricomycetes; Polyporales; Epitheliaceae. The transcript has 5 exons. Gene Ontology annotation, biological process: response to oxidative stress; mitochondrial respiratory chain complex I assembly. The coding region runs from base 1 to 426 and encodes 141 amino acids. Gene Ontology annotation, cellular component: membrane.
AUGGUUUCCCUCCAACGGACCAUCCGGUCCAUUCAGCGCGUCGGCCUCCGGGAAUGGUGGCGCCAGAUGCAGUAUAUCGGUGACGCCAAGUCUGGUCGUCUGGUGGGGAAGGACCAGUUCGGCAACCGUUACUUCGAGAACAUGAACGCGGAGGAGGAGGUUCCUGGCCGUCAUCGCUGGGUGGACUUUGCUCAGCACGACAACAACGCCACCCAAGUCCCUCCCGAGUGGCACUCAUGGCUGUCGCACAUCCGCAAGGACGCGCCGACUGAGGACAGCGUCAUGCAGAACUUCUCUCCGCCCUGGAAGUCUCCCUGGACCGAGAACCUCACCGGCACUCGCGGCGCGUUCCGCACAUAUAACACCACCCGCCCCAAGUACGAGGCCUGGCAGCCCAAGGUCGCGGCGCGGGGAGUGUCUCCUUAG